AUGGCUUUGGCUAAUUUGCUUGGAGAAAUUGGACGCUCACGAUUGCCGGACUCGGAGCUUCAUGCGAUGAAGGCAACAAGUCUAUUCCCAAGUGCCUCCGUCUCCAACCCCACCCGCUCUCGGAGCCCUUAUCAAGAGCUUACCGGGGGUAAGCCUCUACCUGCACCAAUUCCCUUGUUGAUCCAUCUCUGCUCUGAGUCUCCUAAUCUUUCCAGAAUGAUGAAGGCACUCCUGAGCGCAAGCCUCCUCUUGGUCCUGCUUUCUCCGGUAGAACUCCGAUCGCAACUUUUGAAUAAAUGCACGUCAUCCGACAAUUGUUUCUCAGGCAAUUACAGCUUCACUGCAGGGGAUGGUAAAUUCUUUGAGAUGAAGAAGCACUGCUGCAACACGGUACUGUGUAAGAAUGCAAUUCUCAGCCUUCCUGAUCACAGCGUUCUGACUGAAAAUGGCCUGAAGUGCCCAACCUGCUUCUCCAAAGGAACCGCAGAGUGUGAAAGUGAGAAGACCAUCGACUGCCUUGGGAAUGAGACCCAGUGUGUUGUUUUUAAAGGAGCUCUUCAUAUAGAUCCAGCCUUAGAUGGAUACCUCCCUAUCAACAUAGUUUUGAGGAAUAAUGCUGUUUGGAGACAAGACAAAUUUGCCAAAUCCCUCCUUUCUGAAAAGAAGAGGCCCCCAUUCAUCUCCACGAUUUCACGUUCCAAGGCUGUGGAACAACAGAUUUUUGUGCCAUCCACAGAAGAAAACUUGGAACUGGGGGAUAUGUCCUUUCUAUUACCGAAAAAAUAUGUUAUAAUGCUUCAGGAAUCUCACACCAGCCUGAACAUGAAGGGUAAAUAG
Molecule: messenger RNA, 837 nt
Organism: Podarcis raffonei (Aeolian wall lizard)
Lineage: Eukaryota; Metazoa; Chordata; Lepidosauria; Squamata; Lacertidae
Exons: 7
Coding region: 1-837 (278 amino acids)
Source: RefSeq, a predicted model, not a curated record